Glycine soja is the source of this 597-nucleotide messenger RNA. RefSeq lists its product as uncharacterized. The transcript has 3 exons. The record is from RefSeq and is a predicted model, not a curated record. Lineage: Eukaryota; Viridiplantae; Streptophyta; Magnoliopsida; Fabales; Fabaceae. Bases 1 to 597 code for a protein of 198 amino acids.
AUGGCAUUCUACAAGACGAAGUCUAUAUGCAGUAGCCUCCAGGUUUUGACUUUUCCCACAAAUCUCUUGUCUGCAAACUUCACAAAGCCAUCUAUGGUCUUAAACAAGCCCCUCGGGCUUGGUAACAAUCUUGCAUCGUUGCAACAGCUUGUUACCAAGUUUCAUCAUGCUUUCUCCCUCACGGAUCUGAGUGUCCUUGACUAUGUCCUUGGAGUUGAGGUCAAACAACAACAUGAUGGGUCUAUUAUACUCACUAAAGCCAAGUAUAUUUGGGAUUUGCUAUCCAAAAAAAAUAUGUCUGAGGCAAAGCCUAUAUCCUCUCUUAUGUAUGCUUCUAUUACUAGACCUAAGAUAAGCUUUUCUUUAAACAAAGUCUACCAGUUUAUGAGUCAUCCUCUUAAGACCCACUGGGUGGCAGUUAAAAGGAUAUUGUGGUAUCUCAAGGGAACCAUCUCGUGGGGCUUGCAUCUCAAGCCUCCUUUUGCACCUAUUUUUAUCACAACUUUCUGUGAUGCUAAUUGGGCCUUUGAUCCAGAUGAUAGACGAUUGAACUUUGGCGCUUGUGUCUUCUUUGGCCCGAAUCUCAUCUCCUGGUGA